UAUUUCUAGUAUCUUUGGUGCAGAGGAAAAGGAAAGGAACACCGAGAGGGAGCUGAAUGUCCAACAAAUUCCAGCAUUCGGGAUCAACUACCCGUAAAAUAAACUCAGAUUGAUGUUCGAAUACCAAGAAUUUAUUUGUCUGUAUAAUAGUGGAAUCGUGUCCUGUCAAGAGGACAAAGAAUGAGUUUUCUUUUUAGUACAAGGUCAAAAACAUUCCGACCCAAGAAGAAUAUUCCAGAAGGAACACACCAGUAUGAUUUGAUGAAACAUGCUGAACGGACACUUGGAAGUGGAAAUCUACGUCAAGCUGUUGCCCUACCCGAAGGAGAGGAACUCAAUGAAUGGGUUGCCGUCAAUACUGUGGACUUCUUCAAUCAAAUCAACAUGUUAUAUGGGACGAUAACAGAGUUUUGCACACCAGAAAAAUGUCCUAUUAUGUCUGCAGGGCCAAAAGGCAGAGCUGCGAAAAACUUACGAAUAUGGCAACUACAUUCCUGGAAAUGGCACUUUUCGACUUUGAAGAGAUGGGUUAUAUGUUUCAAUUCUUGCCUAAGUUUGUUUUUGUGGGUUUAAAUGAAAAUUAGUAUUGCUGGCUACAUGUACAGUACAAUGGUCCGGUGUUCUGUUUUUCUCGGUGUGGCAUUUGUUUUUCAUGUUAUGCAUUUUUUUGCGUCAAUUGAUCAUUGUAAUAAUAAUAAUAAUAAUAAUAAUAAUAGUGCUGGCAAUCCCUUUUAUUGUUCUUCCCCUAGUUAUUAAACAUCAUCUGUGUAUUUUUUGGAUAGGAAGAUCGUUUUUUGGGAAAAUGAAGAAAUAGUAUUAUGGCGUACGUACAUUGUGCUACCACACACCAAAUUAAGAAAAUGGCAAACUUGGUACUGUAUCGCCAUUUUUUUAUGCAAUAUUGAUGUUAAAGGUUCAUACAUUUCAUUUUGAUCACAUUUAAUAUAUCAUAUUGCAUGUAUUAUAUACACUGGUAUUGCUGUCUCCACUUGUUAUAAAAAUUAAUUAAGUCAUUAAAGUAUAAUAUGCAAAUUUUAAUUUACAGUAUUAACAUUGUACAAUAUAGACUUAAAAAACAGAGAACAAUAUUAUUAUACAGUAGUACAUAUAGUAUUAUAUAUUGCAUAAAGUAUUGCUAUACCUUCAUUUUUAGCACACUCUCUGAGAGAGAGGGCUUAUAUGAUGAUUCUGAGGAAGACGAACUAGGCCUAGGUUGGCUGGGUAGUACGUGUGUGUAAUAGAUCAGAUAACAGGAAAUGUAGGCAAUAGCCUGGUUCA
Molecule: messenger RNA, 1278 nt
Organism: Anneissia japonica
Lineage: Eukaryota; Metazoa; Echinodermata; Crinoidea; Comatulida; Comatulidae
Product: MOB kinase activator 1A-like
Exons: 4
Coding region: 181-573 (130 amino acids)
Biological process (GO): positive regulation of protein phosphorylation; hippo signaling
Cellular component (GO): cytoplasm; nucleus
Molecular function (GO): protein kinase activator activity
Source: RefSeq, a predicted model, not a curated record